AUGUCGCUCUUCGACGAGGAGGAGGACGACUUUGAGAUUGAGAUGGACAAGGAAAAGUUCGAUCAAAUUAUCGUUCGAGCAGAGGAAGAGAAGAGAAAGAAGCAGAGAACGACGACGACAAACGCGUUUGAUUUUAUGAAAAAUUCUCAGCAACAACAACGACAACAACAACAACAACAAGAGGUUUUGCAGCAACAGAACUACCAGCAUCAACAUCACGCGGUGAAAAAGAUAUCCAUUUUACCCAGCGAGGGUGGUAAUAAUAACGCUGGGCGCGUUAAGUUUGAACUGUUCAUCUCGGCGCCAAUCGCUCGGAAGUUUGACAGACUCGUCGCGAAGUUUGACGCAGCGUUCGCAAGAGAAAGCGCGGAAGAGUACGAGAGAAGAGAACAGUUGGAAGAAAUUAAUAACGGCACGGUGAUGAAAAAUAUAAUCACGUGGGAUGGUAUACCUCACGGAAGGUUGGAUCUAGUCGUGUCGAGUUUGAAGCGCCAAUUUGAUAUCAACGACGCGGUGAAUAUCCUUUAUCCACACCCGUUCGUGAGACGAAGUUUGCGAAGCGCGGAUCGAAUGAUUCACGAUAAAAUGGUCGACAAUCAGUUCAAUUCUAUUCCGUUUAAAGAUAAGUUAUUUCCAUUUCAAAGCGAAGGCGUAAAAUUUGUUCUUAAGAGAGACGGUCGAGCUAUGAUUGGUGACGAAAUGGGCUUAGGGAAAAGCAUUCAAGCUUUGGGCGUCUCGAAAGUUUAUUCGAAAGAUUGGCCGUGUGUUAUAUUCUGUCCUAGUAGUUUAAAAGACACGUGGAAACACGAAAUCGAGAAAUGGCUCGGGGGAGUUGAUGGCGACGAUGGAAAAGGUGAAUGCGCAGUGAAAGUGCGCAAGAUUGAAUCCGCGAAAGAGUCUAAGGAUAUCUUGAACGAAAUGCGAAAAAAUAGCAACGGCAGCGGCAGCGCAUCGACAAAAAUCGAUUUUAUUAUCGUGCCGUAUUCCAUCUGUAAUCAGAUACAGAAGGAGUUAUUCGAGCUCGUUUUCAACGUUAUGAAAGCGAACGUGGUCGUGUGCGACGAGUCGCACUUUCUCAAAGACCGGAAAGCCAAACGAACGAUGGCUGUCGUUCCCUUUCUUAUACGCGCGAAACGAGCAAUCUGUCUUACCGGCACGCCGGCUCUGGCGAAACCAAUCGAGUUAUUUUCGCAACUGACGAGUUUGCGACCGGAUAUUUUUCCGAAAUUAUCAGAAUAUGGUCAAAGAUAUUGUUCAGGAGGGCGAUUUGGCGCCUUUAGCGGGUCGAGCGAAAGUCAAGAGUUGUUCGCCGUCGUCUCUUCUUCGGUCAUGAUUCGCAGAAAGAAGAAAGACGUGCUCACGCAGCUCCCGCCUAAACAACGGGAACAAAUUUUCUUGGAGAUACCGAAAGCGGAGAGGACUUCAAAAAUACAACCGAUCGUUCAGGCUAUGAAUGCGUUACCAGAGACGGAAACUUUAGAGCGUAAAAUGUUGAUGAACAAAUAUUACUUAAGUACUGCAGAGGCGAAGGUGAAAACUGUACAGAAUUAUCUUCAAAAUCUCCUUGAGUCUGUCGACGAGGAGAAGAAAAUUUUGUUCUUCGCGCACCACAAGUGUUUGCUACACGCCGCCGUGGAGACGAUGGAGAAGACAAAAACUAAGUUCAUUCGCAUCGAUGGCGAAACGCCGAGCGGUUUGCGUCAAGGUUUAGUGGAUUCCUUCCAAAGGUGCGACGCAAACUCACCGAAAGUGGCAGUGCUUUCGAUUAAAGCCGCCGGCGUCGGCUUGACUCUCACGCGCGCGAGUUUAGUCGUCUUUUCGGAAUAUUCGUGGACGCCGGCGGAAAUACUUCAAGCGGAAGACCGCGCGCACAGAAUUGGACAGCGAGAUUCCGUCCUGGUUCAAUUUCUUCACGCAAAAGAUAGCGUGGACGAUAUCAUAUGGCAAAGCGUUCAAAAUAAACUAGAAACGUUGGGUCAUUUUCUCGACGGUACGAAAAAAGGGAACAAGAUGGAAACGAAAAUGGAAGAUGCGGCCGAUCGAAGACAGAGUUUCGACGCCACGCAGAAAACGCUGGACGAGUUCGUCGGUCGUUAG
Bathycoccus prasinos is the source of this 2097-nucleotide messenger RNA. RefSeq lists its product with no specific name. Gene Ontology annotation, biological process: DNA repair; replication fork processing. Gene Ontology annotation, cellular component: nuclear replication fork. Gene Ontology annotation, molecular function: ATP-dependent chromatin remodeler activity; ATP binding. The transcript has a single exon. The record is from RefSeq and is a predicted model, not a curated record. The coding region runs from base 1 to 2097 and encodes 698 amino acids. NCBI's taxonomy places the organism in Eukaryota, Viridiplantae, Chlorophyta, Mamiellophyceae, Mamiellales, Bathycoccaceae.